Symbiodinium sp. CCMP2592 is the source of this 900-nucleotide messenger RNA. NCBI's taxonomy places the organism in Eukaryota, Dinophyceae, Suessiales, Symbiodiniaceae. The record is from the annotation of a GenBank genome assembly.
AUGCCAAAGUCCGUGCGGUUUCCGAAGCACCUGGACAAUGGACGCUUUCUGGUCGAGGACAAAGACAAGCUGGGUGAGGGCUGCUUCGGGGCUGUGUUCCUCGGUACCGACACGCGCACGAAGAACAAGGUUGCGGUGAAGUUCGAGGACUCCAAUUGUGGGGCCCCGGGGAGCCUAGUGAUGGAAGCGCAGCUUUUGAAGAAGCUGGCCGAGCCUUCCUUGCCACAGGGCUUCGUCGAGGUGUUCUUCUUCGGGAAGCUUGGCAGCUUCACGUGCUUGGUCAUGGAUCGGCUGGGAAAGUGCCUCGAAGACUGCAUGGAGGAUUGCCGUGGCAAAAUGGAGGCCAAGACAGUUGUCCUCAUAGCUCAACAGGCUCUGCGACGGCUGGAGUAUCUCCACUCCAAAGGAGUAGUUCACAGAGAUAUCAAGCCGGAGAACUUUAUGUGGGGCGUGGAUGGCAAGAUCCACCACCUCUACAUCAUCGAUUUCGGCCUCAGCGAGGCAUACUGGUCGAGGCGGCACAUCUGCAUGACGACCAAGAAUAGUAUGGUGGGGACCGCCCGAUACGCCUCCAUCAGCACGCACAAGGGCAUCAACCAAACACGUCGAGACGAUCUGGAGGCCUUGGCGCACAUGCUCAUCUACUUCCUCCGGGGCGCUCUGCCCUGGUCGGGGCUCAAGGGAGCUAAGACCGAGCAAGAGAAGUACCGGAUGAUUGGAGACAGGAAGGAAAGCACGCCUGUGGCCAGCCUGUGCGCCGACAUGCACGGCUGCUUUGCAUUCCUGCUCACCUAUGCAAGGUCCUUGCCCUUCGCGGAAAGACCGGACUACGAGAAGCUGUGCGUGGAUUUGCGCAGAUUCAGGAUUCAGCUGCAGUCCUUCGUUUCUGGUGGUUUGUAA